Molecule: messenger RNA, 2466 nt
Organism: Exophiala aquamarina CBS 119918
Lineage: Eukaryota; Fungi; Ascomycota; Eurotiomycetes; Chaetothyriales; Herpotrichiellaceae
Exons: 5
Coding region: 1-2466 (821 amino acids)
Source: RefSeq, a predicted model, not a curated record
AUGACGACACGCUCGGAAACACAAUCUACUGGCCACUCUGUUGUUGCAGGCCGCUUCGAGGCUCAGCUACGAGAAUUGCUAUCUCGUCUGAGAAAGAUCGAUGUCGAUUCAUUGCAGAUAGACAAUACAAAGCCGCACAUAUCCAUCGAUCAGAUAGUCUCGCAGUACUCAGACAAACUUCGUACGAUAUCGCGGACCUCCGAAGCUAGUGCGCUAGAUGAUGCUCGAGAGAAGACCGUCGAUAGCAGGAACUUUGGCGGACUGGGCUUGCAGGGAGUAUUGACUCCGUCGCAGGAGCAGCAAGACGAGGCACUCUUCUUGAUCGAGUCAUGGCUCGAAGCGAUCACGUCUCGAGAGAGAUCGAUCAACUACUUGUCCUGUCGAUCCUCCUCGGCACCAGGAGUUCGCCCGAUGACUGCGGCGCAGAAGAUAUUUGCUCAACAUGUCAUAGGCGAAAAGCCCCGGAACGGCUUGGCCGCAGGGGAUGUUGUGAGGGUGGGGGUUGACUGGAUAUUGUCUUCGGAGCUGUCUUGGGGGUCCAUGGACAGAAUCCACAAGGACCUUGGAUCACCAGGAAUCUGGCGCAACGAUAGAUUUUGGCUCGCUGGAGACCACGUGGUUCAUCCAGAUGUGGUAUCAAAUCCUAAAAUCAAGGCUAUGAUCGAGGCGUCAGAACGUGCUAAGCAUGCUUUCAAGAUGACCGAGUAUCAAGGCAUGAACUAUACCAUUAUGCACACCGAGUUCGUCCGGGAGCGAGUUGAGCCAGGAAUGCUGGCCAUUGGGGCGGAUUCUCAUACAUGCUCGGGUGGUGCAGUCGGCUGCCUGGCUAUUGGACUUGGGACAGCGGAUGUCAUGAUGACACUGGCAUUGGGCGAAACUUGGUUCAAGAUCCCGGAGUCGAUACUGAUCGAGUUUGUGGGUAAGCCAGCCUUUGGAAUAUCCGGUAAGGAUGUCAUUCUGCAUAUUCUGAAGGAACUGAAGCGAAACACCGUUGCGGCUGAGCGGAUUGUUGAAUUCACUGGAGAAGGCCUCAGGUACCUCUCUUGCGAUGCAAGAUUUGCAAUUGCAAAUAUGUGCACAGAGUUUGGAGCGAUCACUGGUAUAUUCGUGCCAGAUCGCAUUACAAGUGAAUACAUCUCUAGGCGGCGGCGGAAAGCCAACAAGACGAACUCGCUCUACUUCAGACCAGACCAUGACGCUCACUAUGCUGGAAGAUACAGCAUCAAUUUGUCCAAAGUCGAAGCUUCAGUCGCCAUCUACCCUAAGCCCGAUAACGUUGUGCCAGUAUCGGAACAAGCGGGCACCCAGCUCGACGGAGUGUUCAUCGGUGCCUGUACCACUACUGAGGAAGAACUGGUCUUAGCGGCACUCGUGCUGAAGGCGGGUCUAGCGCGGAAGCUGCCCCUGGCGAAGGGGAAAAGACAUUAUGUGCCGGGCUCGUUGCCAAUCGUGGAGAGGCUGAAAGAACUCAAUUUACUGGAGGUAUAUGAAGCGGCCGGGUUCACGCGUGGACCGCCCGGGUGCUCAUACUGCGUUGGCCUUUCUGCCGAGAAAGCCUCCCAGGGUGAGACGUGGCUGAGUUCACAGAACCGUAAUUUCGAGAACAGGAUGGGAAAAGGUGCAUUCGGCCAUGUGACAUCCGCGGUCGUCUGCGCGGCGUCCAGCUUUAGCAUGUCGAUUACUAGCCCCGCCGAUUACUUGAAAGAUCUUGACGCGGAAUUCUUUCAGGGUUAUCAACGACUCCCCGAGUUUGAUCUCGAUCCAGUCGACUACUCUGAACCCGAUCUUGAGUCUGAACUGACGAUCGAGAGUUCCGCUCAAGGAGGAGUAGUUGAGCCAGAGCACGAUCACGUAGAGCCAACUAAGGUGCUUGACAAGAUAAGCAGCAAAGUGGUGAUGUUACCAGACUUUGUCGACACAGAUGCUCUGGCUCCAGGCUCCACUUUAACGACUUGUACGACCGAUGAGGAAUUCGGGCAACAUGUACUCGAACACACUCAUCCAGAAUUCCGAGAAAAGGUGCGAAACGGGCAGCAGAUAGUGGUGGCUGGCAACGCCUUUGGAGUGGGUUCCAGCCGGGAAGUGGCAGUCUCAGCCUUGAAAGGUGCUGGUGUCAAAGCAGUGAUUGCUCGCUCCUAUGCCUUCAUAUACGCCAGGAACCAACCAAGUCUUGGAUUGCUUGGAAUUGCAAUCGACGACGACGAGUUCCAUAAAGCCGCCAGCGAAGGUGCAGAUAUAACCAUCGAUGUCCCUGAGCGAACCGUGACCGUGGGCGGACGUGAAUUCCCUUUCCAGUUGUCCGAGAUGGAGUACAACCUGACCGUGAACAACGGCAUAGCCGCUUCAUUCAGACGGUUUGGCAAGGGCAUAUGGGAGAAGUUCACAAAUGGCAAACCGAGGACCACUCUCUCAGAAGUCCUACAGGUUGUCGAGGAGAACCAGCCUAAGAAAGAGUUACAAUGGUAA